AAAAGCCUGAGACGUCCAGGGGAUAGGACCUGCGUGGUUGAGAGCCCGAGAGCUGCGACCUGCGACUUGAGAAGGGCGUAGAAAACUAGCCAAGCUGCUGCAGGCCAGAUUCCAAUUUCCAGAAGUGAGGGCCAAAUUACUGGCCUAGGUGUAGGCGAUAUCCUGCCCCGCAAGUUAUAUCACUCUCUUACAAAAGGACCAUCCCAGUUGAGAUAUUCACAUAUCGAUACCUUCCCAACAAGAAGAAAAGGAUCUUAGAAGCAUGGCACCCACACCCGAUGCAGAGGAUGAGAUCAAGGACGAGAAGAACCCUAGGCCCCUCGAUGAAGACGAUAUUGCUCUCCUCAAGACAUAUGGUCUGGGACCUUAUUCAAAUAGUAUAAAGAAAGCUGAAAAAGAAAUUAAGGAAAUGGCAAAGAAGAUCAAUGAUUUAUGUGGUAUCAAGGAAUCUGACACUGGUUUGGCUGCACCAAGUCAAUGGGAUCUUGUUUCGGAUAAGCAAAUGAUGCAGGAGGAGCAACCACUUCAGGUGGCAAGAUGUACAAAAAUAAUCAGUCCAAAUACUGAAGAUGCAAAAUAUGUUAUAAACGUAAAACAAAUAGCCAAGUUUGUUGUUGGAUUGGGCGACAAAGUUUCACCAACUGAUAUUGAAGAGGGCAUGCGAGUUGGAGUUGAUCGGAACAAAUAUCAAAUCCAGAUUCCCUUGCCCCCUAAAAUUGAUCCAAGUGUCACCAUGAUGACUGUUGAGGAAAAGCCUGAUGUGACAUAUAAUGAUGUUGGUGGAUGCAAGGAACAAAUUGAAAAGAUGAGGGAGGUUGUUGAGCUGCCGAUGCUCCACCCAGAAAAGUUUGUGAAGCUUGGUAUUGACCCACCCAAAGGCGUUCUCUGCUAUGGCCCACCUGGAACAGGGAAAACACUACUGGCCAGAGCAGUGGCUAAUAGAACAGAUGCUUGCUUCAUCCGUGUAAUUGGCAGUGAACUUGUCCAGAAAUAUGUUGGUGAAGGAGCUCGGAUGGUUCGCGAACUCUUUCAGAUGGCUCGCUCUAAAAAAGCUUGCAUUGUGUUCUUUGACGAAGUGGAUGCAAUUGGAGGAGCAAGGUUUGAUGAUGGGGUUGGGGGAGACAAUGAAGUUCAACGGACUAUGCUUGAAAUUGUGAACCAACUCGAUGGCUUUGAUGCACGUGGAAAUAUCAAAGUUCUCAUGGCAACCAAUAGACCAGACACUCUUGAUCCUGCAUUGUUGCGUCCUGGGCGGUUGGAUCGCAAAGUUGAGUUUGGAUUGCCUGAUCUGGAAAGCAGGGCACAGAUUUUCAAGAUCCACACGAGGACGAUGAACUGUGAAAGGGACAUCCGUUUUGAACUCCUAGCUCGUCUUUGUCCCAACUCUACUGGGGCUGACAUACGAAGCGUGUGCACGGAGGCGGGUAUGUAUGCAAUCAGAGCAAGGAGAAAGACAGUGACAGAGAAGGACUUUCUAGAUGCUGUCAAUAAAGUCAUCAAGGGGUAUCAGAAAUUUAGUGCCACUCCCAAGUACAUGGUCUACAAUUGAUUCAUUCCUGAGCCAGUGCCUAGUGGUGGCGGUGGUGGUGGUCAGGACGGUGGGGUAUGGAUUAGGUCACCUGCAAAAGAGUCGAAACACACUUGUGCCCAAUGCAUGGCGUUAUUAGUGAUCUAAGAACUUGAAACUGCAUUCUUGUUGUUGACCUUAUAGGCUAAUGCUAUAGUUAUCCGUCCAGACGUUUUUAAUGAGAUUCUGUUCUCAUAACUUGCAACUAUAUCAGUCUGUAUGCUUCCCUUAUUCUCUAAUGCUUUAGACGUCGACUGCAGUUUUCAUUCAAUUCUAAAGCACCUGAAAUUUCUUUUAUUGGUCGUUUUGUAUUAUGGCUUGAACAAGUGUGUUGCUAAUUCGAAAAAAAUGAUGCUUUUCAGAAUGUUCUAAUAAGUACAACAAAUUG
Cuscuta europaea is the source of this 1955-nucleotide messenger RNA. NCBI's taxonomy places the organism in Eukaryota, Viridiplantae, Streptophyta, Magnoliopsida, Solanales, Convolvulaceae. The record is from the annotation of a GenBank genome assembly.